CCUUAUAUCUCAACAACGUAAACUUUUGAGGAAAGUAGGAGGAAAGUCAUCCAUGCAUACCUUACCAUCACUGUUAUCAGUGCGCGUGUCUUAGUUUAUAUCCCCAUAAGGAUUGUAUAUUUCAAAUAUAAAGUGAAUUAGACUGCAAGAAACAACAAACAAACGGCAUGGCUUUUGGACCCAACCCUGGCGGUCGUUCUAGGUUUGCUAAACUCGGGAUGGCAAUUAAUGAAGAAUUGACAAAGGCCUGUAGAGAUGUCUUAGAAAUACAGGUACCUCCUGGUCUUGUCUACAGCAAAGUGAAAGCAUCAUCAAUUUAUAAAAAGAUACGCCCCGAGCAAGAACUUCGUCUGAUAGGCGCGAAAAUAGAUGGUUAUAAAGAAUUUGAUAUAACAUUAUUAUAUACAUUGAUAAGAAACACGUGUACAAAGAUUCCUCGUCCAACAAAAGGUUGGGGUGGAAACACGAUGCCGUCAGUAGGAGAAACAACGAUCGGUGAUGACAUUGAGAGGAUACGAUUGAUAAGAAACAACAUGUUUGGACAUAUAAGCUCGGCUUCUGCUACAGACUUAGAGUUUCAUGGCACGUGGUUAAUCAUAACUGAAAUAUGCCAAAGACUGCAAAGCUACACAAAAAAAGACUAUUUGUCUGGACUGAGUGAUAUUCAAAGUCAGGCUUUAGAAGAAGAAAACAUAAAGUAUGUCCUAAAAAGACUGAAAGAGCAAUAUGAGAAUAACCAAUGUCUUAUGGAAAUGGUGUCUUCUGCCGAAGAACAUGUUCUGGAAAAGAUGUCUUCUUUGGGAGCGUGUGUGCUGGAAAAGGUGUCCUCUUCAGAAGAACUUGUUGUGAAAAAGGUGUCUUCUGCAGAAAAACAUGUCAUGGAAAAGGUGUCUUCUUUGGGAGAGCGUGUGGUGGAAAAGGUGUCCUCUUCAGAAGAACUUGUUGUGAAAAAGGUGUCUUCUGCAGAAAAACAUGUCGUGGAAAAGGUGUCUUCUUUGGGAGAGCGUGUUGUGGAAAAGAUAUCUUCUAUGGAGCAGCAUGUGCUAGAACUGAAAUCAAAAUCCGACGAGAAAAGUGAGCAUUUUUUAUACUAUAUUUUCAUGAAGAUAACAAAUUAACAUAAAUGUGUCUGAACGUAUUUUUAAGUAUUUAUAUUUCCAAAUAUGCUUCCAAAAGAUACCUUGCAAAUUAACAGUUUAUAUUUCUCCUGAUAUGCCAUGGCUU
Molecule: messenger RNA, 1224 nt
Organism: Saccostrea cuccullata (small rock oyster)
Lineage: Eukaryota; Metazoa; Mollusca; Bivalvia; Ostreida; Ostreidae
Exons: 2
Coding region: 168-1118 (316 amino acids)
Source: RefSeq, a predicted model, not a curated record